This is a messenger RNA of Alternaria rosae, 2234 nucleotides long. RefSeq lists its product as uncharacterized. The transcript has 6 exons. The coding region runs from base 178 to 2187 and encodes 669 amino acids. NCBI's taxonomy places the organism in Eukaryota, Fungi, Ascomycota, Dothideomycetes, Pleosporales, Pleosporaceae. The record is from RefSeq and is a predicted model, not a curated record.
CAGCCUGGUUGAACGCGAUGGAUGUGGGCGCGCAUGCAGCUGACACGACCCCACCUGGCGAGGCUGAGGCUGUCAUCGAGCUGACUUACACCUCAGCCUGGUCGCCGCAACAUCUCUCUUUCUUGGUUCCAUCAACUUAUUGACCGUUGCACUCAAUUCGCCGAGGUCUCGCCUUCGAUGGCCUCCACAACACCUUCCGUCAUCCCAACGGACUCUCGUAAAAUAGUAAUCAAAGGCCUAGAGAAAGUCCAGAGUGUAGAGAAUACCGAGCAGAGAGGAAACAAGGAUGAAUAUCUCGAGUUACCGACAUUCUCCAUGACGAUGCAUGAAGAAGAGCCAUUAUGUGAGCUUUGGAAUCGGAUCGAAAAUUGUGGCUUCCAUAAGCCAGCUAUGCUGAACAUAAGCGGCACAAGCCAUAGCGAAGGCGAUCCCAAACGCGUUGUGAGCGUCCACGAAGAAGUUGUCGUAGUCGCAGACGACCAAAUCUCCACCAGAAACACAAUUAGAAUGACAGAAUCACUAAAGUCACACGCCAACAAUCAUCACGGCCAAGAAAUCGACUUCAACAUCGCUCCGCUCCCUGCAUCCAAGCGUGCAGUCGAAGCGAGCUGUGGAUUCCACAUGUCUUUAGAGCGGACUCCGAGGAUGCCAGACGAUAAUAAACUGCACCAACUGCCGGCCUCGCUAGGGAGCUACGACCUAUUCAGUGUAGAAGCCUAUGCGGACCGUCUCCCAAACAACAUCAGAGACACCGGUGGUGUUUUCUUCCCCAUGUGGCAGCGAGAGGCCAUGUGGCUCAACUUUGGGCCGACAGACCAGCAGUGUGCCGUCCGCGUCUUCAUGGGCCACGUCAACACCAUUUCUGGUCUCACGAUGGAAGAAACCGCCGACGGAAAGUCCGACGAGCUCGAGCAGGACUACAUCGUCAUACCAGGUCAGCAGUGGCUAGAUGGCAUCUGUGUAGGACCUGGUGUUGUUCGUCAGUUCGUUGCUAUGCCACUCGGCUCCGGCUACACUGUCGAAGGCCAGAAGACAUCGAAAGAGCAGCACGGAGGCCUUCAACUCGAAAUCACACCCGAGUUCCUCACUGACCUGCGUUUGUGGUCGGACAGCAAACACGAAUAUAUCCUCAGACAGGGCCCUGGUCCUCGUGUCAGUCUACUAGAGGAGGAGACGCCUGAAGAGCUGGGUUGCAAGAUCGGUGAUGUGUUGAGAUGCUAUCCGGCUGAUAGUGAGUUCGAGGAGCGGUUCAAGGCGAAGCUCUUCGCGAGGCCAGGGGAAGUUAUUGAGUGUACUGCGGUCAAUCCGCAGCGUGAGCCUCAGGAUACGCCUGAACUCGGACCAAGCUUACAGCUAAACACUCUCACACGACAUGCCAUCAAGACCGAAUCAGUAUCAGACUAUUCUGACACACCAGGUUACAUCACCAGCACUUAUUACGACAUGGAAGUAGAUGAUAUGACUGUAGACAGGGAUGUUGACGAGGACGAUGGCGAGGCUGAUGAUAUGGUCGAACCUGGUGAAGACGUAGAUACCCAAGUCAUCGAAACCAAAAACAUCAAAGCCAUGGGCCUAGCCGCAGGCGGCAAGCUGAUCCAAGACAUAUACAAAGAUCCUCACCCGGCAACAACCUGGAACCACGCAGCAGCGCGUAUCCUCCACAUCCAUAUCCUCGACCCCGUAAGCUGCGAGAAAGUGACGCACAUAGUUCCAACCCCGCCGACCACCGACGUCAAAGCGUACACUGAAGCCGGCGGCCAGUAUUUCGUUGUUGAAGAGAAGGUAGAUGAGCGGCUUGAUGGAGGUGACUUUGACAACGUAAAGAGUGUCAGCCAAAUGGACCAACACAUCGGCAUAAGCACCAAACCAGAGUUCGAUCCGAACAAGCCGAAGAUGUGCACGACAUGCGAACUUAGGCUGUGUGAUUGCAUUAUCCGUCCCUGCGACCACCAAUUUUGCAACAUCUGCAUCAAGUGCAUCGAUCAGAACAGCGACGAAGAUGUGGAUUUAGCGCACAGGAACUGGAAGUGCCCGAUUUGCGACAGCCCCGUCUCGCACGUAGCAGGCUUUUCUGCGCCGAUGAAUCUACCAGGCGAAGAGCCGUUGCGCAUCAAAGUACCAGUUAAUGUUCUCAAGAUUGAAGAUGGAAGGGUGAGGUUUGAGAGUGUGCAAAGAAGUAGGGUUUAGAGUUUGGCUGUUUGGGAGGUGAAUGAGCUGUCGAUGGCAUAAAAUGA